GGCGUCUGGCAGAGCGGGUCGGGCUCAGUGCGGUGGCCCCGGGACCGGCUCGGCGCCUCUCCUCCCGGCCGGCAUCGGCCCCUGCUCGCCGCGUCACCCCCGCCAUGUCCGGCCGAGGGAAAUCCGGCGGCAAAGCGCGAGCCAAAGCCAAGUCGCGCUCCUCCCGGGCCGGCCUCCAGUUCCCGGUGGGCCGCGUGCACCGGCUCCUGAGGAAGGGCAACUACGCGGAGCGGGUCGGGGCCGGGGCACCCGUCUACCUGGCCGCCGUGCUCGAGUACCUGUCGGCGGAAAUCCUGGAGCUGGCCGGUAACGCCGCCCGGGACAACAAGAAGACGCGGAUCAUCCCCCGGCACCUGCAGCUCGCCAUCCGCAACGACGAGGAGCUCAACAAGCUGCUGGGCGGGGUGACCAUCGCCCAGGGCGGCGUCUUGCCCAACAUCCAGGCCGUGCUGCUGCCCAAGAAAACCCAGAGCUCCAAGAAAUGAGCCCCGAGCCACCCGCAUUCCCAGAAGGUCAAUCGGUCCGCGAUGCGGUGCAGCCAACAUUGGCGUUCCCCUCGUGUCCUCUCCGUGUGCCCACUCUCCGCCCCGGCCCCCACAUUCCCUCCAUUGCUGCCGGGGGGCACUGCCCUCCUGACCCCCGUGUGCUAGCUUUGCAGUCCUGCAGCAGGGGAGGAUGUAGCUCUUAUUACAGAAUGAUUAUGAGCCUGUGAUUCUUUCCCUUCCUCUCCAGCCCCCAGCAAGGGGGGAGGGAAGGAAGGAAGCAAGCAGUCUGAAUUUGAAAUAAUAAUCAUUAAUUAAUAAUAAUAAUAAAAAAGCCCUUACCCGGGUGCCAGCACCCUGCCUGGUGCUCCUAGAUUGCUUUCUGGACUGUUAGGCUGCACAGCUAUCCUUCCAGGGUUGCUAGUCAACAACUCUGUUCUCAGAGCAGCAUCUGUAGGGUUGGUGGCUUGUUUUUCUGGACCUGCUCACAUUUGGUUGGAAGAAGUGUUUGGGAGAAGGAAGAAUUGGUUGGUUCUUUCUCUUUCCCUCCCGCUCCGGAGGGUGUAACUAACUGCAAGGGAAAAUAUUUUGCGCAGUGAGAACUCCAGCCUGGAGCAGGAAGAGACUGGGCUCGGUCAAUACUCUUUUUAUUUAUGUUGUGUUUGUGGAUGUAACCGAAGAUACCAUGCCUUUCCUUUGUAUUGUACCUGGAUAUUAUUUGGGGGGUGGGAGAAUCAUGGAGGGUGAUCUCUCCCUAUUGCUUAAAUUUUGCACGAAUGAUCUACUUUACUUUUCUCACCUUGCUCCAUGCAGGAGGUAGGGAAGUUCAGGAGGGUGAUAAUUUUACCUGUUGUUGCUGCACAUCCCCAGAAAUGUGAUCACAAAUGGACUUAGUAAGGACAAGGAGGGUGGGAGGCCAGGAGACUUUCCAAAUGUGAAAAAGAAGGUAUCUGAAUGACUAGUUCAUCCUAGAAACAGAUACAAGUCUUGUUUUGUUCAGUGGUAUAAGCUAAGAUGUUAUCAACUGUAAAAGAGCCCUAACUUGGGUCUCCUGUUAAGUUUUGAAUCCCUUACUGUAGCUGUCUGGCUGAGUUCAUGCACUCAGUGGACUAGUAGGAUUUAGUUAUUUCUCAUUAGUUAGUGUGGGUCCUGUAUGGUUUGGGGGAAAGGGUGCACUUGAAAAUACUCUAAAAGAGCAUUACAAGGUCAUGAGUUUACCAUUGGCAGGGAAUGGAAGCUGCCAUUGGUUUCUUUUCUUUUUUGGUCAGAUUAAUAGCCUUAUGUUGCAGAACCUCUUACUUUUAUUGAGAAUUUAGCACUUGUACCCUAAUUGCACUUUAUAAUGACAUGCAGUGUUUUUGUUCAUCACUACUUCUGGGUCUUAAAAUGAAGUGCUAAUUAUACAUUUGUUAAUAGUAAUCCUCCUUAAUGGAUUAAUGUUUCAUUUUUUU
Molecule: messenger RNA, 1933 nt
Organism: Mauremys mutica (yellowpond turtle)
Lineage: Eukaryota; Metazoa; Chordata; Testudines; Geoemydidae
Product: histone H2A type 2-B
Exons: 2
Coding region: 105-485 (126 amino acids)
Cellular component (GO): nucleosome
Molecular function (GO): DNA binding; protein heterodimerization activity; structural constituent of chromatin
Source: RefSeq, a predicted model, not a curated record